Molecule: messenger RNA, 937 nt
Organism: Pectinophora gossypiella (pink bollworm)
Lineage: Eukaryota; Metazoa; Arthropoda; Insecta; Lepidoptera; Gelechiidae
Exons: 1
Coding region: 129-743 (204 amino acids)
Source: RefSeq, a predicted model, not a curated record
AAAAAAAAAUUAAUUUAUAUUUUGAAUUUUCUUCCAUCCCAUAAAAUUGGGAAAAUUCUCGAGAAGGCACGUUAUUCCAAAACGUUAUAAAAUUGUGUUAGAAAUCAGCAAACUAUUCUUAAAAACACAUGAGCUUGGAUUUGGAAGAAGCUAACGAAACACAGCAGCUAAUGCAAAAUGAAGGCGAAGAGGAGGAGCAAAAGGUGUCGCAGUCUGCUACCUCACCCGUCACGAGUAAUAAAAUGUCUAGCGGAGCGGCUAGUGUGCAGUCCACGAGAAAUCCACAAAUAAUCACCAGUACGGGCAACAAUAGCGUGAAUGAGUCAACUAAGGUGUCUUAUGUCAAUGAAAGGCGUCUACAUCGGGACCUGAUGCGUUCGAAUUAUAACAACAAGUCCAAACACAUUCCUAAAGAAGCACCAGAUGUUAAACAUAUGGAAAAGGCUUUAUUAGAACUUCUUCAUGAUUUUGAUACUGGAAAGCUAAGUGCUUUCGGCCAGGGAUGUAGCAUGGACCAGAUGAUCAGUAUACGAGAUCAGCAAGAACAUCUGGCGAGGCUCCAUUUUCGUCUAUAUGCUGAUGUAGAGAAACCUGCAGAAGACAGUUUUGAUAAUUCAGCAUCAAGAGACAAAAUUGCACAACUUGUUGCAAGUUUGGAGCAGUUAUCAACAUCUAUAGAACACUUACAUUCUGAUGGAAGUUCUAAUACUAACGACAAUAAUAGUGAUAACAAGAAUAACUAGUUUAUAAGUGGUUGGUCCUAUCCUAUUAUCUUGGAAGUCAUUGUGUUAAUUGUUUUUUAAUAAUUUGCUAUCUUCAUCAUGUCUUAUCUUUGUAUUAUGUUGGAUGUAGCGUUUAUAUUAUUAUUUUAAAUAAAUGAGAAAUAAGAGAAUAUGUACAUAAAGUCGUAAUAAAUAAUACUUAGUAUUGGAUUUAA